Molecule: messenger RNA, 1533 nt
Organism: Pecten maximus
Lineage: Eukaryota; Metazoa; Mollusca; Bivalvia; Pectinida; Pectinidae
Exons: 7
Coding region: 448-1272 (274 amino acids)
Source: RefSeq, a predicted model, not a curated record
UGUGAGAUAUCGGCACGAGAAUCGACAGACGGUAGCACGUGGAGGCAUUUAUAAGCGAGAUUACACGAGGAAGGGGAAAAUCAUUUCAUUCGACAAAUCAUUAUAAACCUUUAGUAGUAUUGACAGACGGACUUCAAUGUGGCGUGGUUUGCUAUACCGGGUAGGACUUUAUUAGGGAACCACAUAGUGUUACAUCAAAAUAUGACAUAACACUUUCCAUUUUUUUUGUAAACUACAGACAGAAAAAAAAUUUGAUUGGAUAAUUCAAUUUCGACUUAUUGACGUCGAUGAUGUCAACGACAAUUUAUAUCAAUCACUGGAUUUGAUACGAACGGCAGAAGGAAACAGUGAAUAUGACACGGUGACAUUUCUCCAGUAAAUAAGGAUGGAUGAUACAUAGAUAUUCUCAGGAUAUAUUCAGGAAUUGUUGCUGUUAUAAUAAGGAAUAUGGGGGGUGAAAUAAAACCGAUAUGGUCCCUCCCACGCCGAGUAGUACUGCACGAUUCCUACAGCAAGUAUGGACAAGACAGAAAUAAAUACAACAGCGCCUCCUGGCGGUCAGAAAAUCAGGUGAGGUACAAGGUGAUUGAUUUUUCGCGGGUCUCUCCAGACAAGGCGCCGUUCCUGUUGACGACACUGGAUACAAGACGUCAUACUCCACAGUCCAAACAUAUUUUCCACAUACACAGAGUUAAUCAGAAGCCAAUAUGUUCAGUCCAGACAUGGCCGGAUGAUCCGAAGGACAUGGAAAAGCAGCAUAAAGGGACGUCGAUCUAUAUGACGUCAUUCAAAGAGAGGGAAACCCUAGACUUACCGAAAUUCAUCAAUAGAAGCAUGAAGGAAAGGAUAGUAGAAGGCAUAGUGCCCUUUAACCUUCCCGCCGAAAACUUUGACGUCAGAUCAGAAAUGAUGCUUCCGGUUUGUGAAACAACACGGAUUCCAUCUGCCCCUCACCCGCACAAGUAUCUGCUCCGGAGGAGAAAGGUCCCGCCCCAGUUCCAAUCCAAUGGGAUAUUCUACAAUAACAAGGGCGAGCCUGUGAAGUCACAGUCUAUGGACCACUCCCUGUCCAGACCUCCACCCAUGAACGACAACUCUGCGCACGUGAGCAUCACGAGUCUGUGUGGCCAGGACUUCACGCGGAGGCGAUACAUAGCGCCACCCACUGGCAUCUUAAAUGUCACGAAUUUCGAUGGUGGCGCCAAGGCGAUCGGAAGUCAUCGAUUUGAUGAGAAGUAUUUACCAUUUAUACGGGCCAAGUCGGUCAUUUAGAUCACGUGUUUGGUCUGAACUGUCAUUGUGAGUGACAAACUGGACUCAUCAAUCGAAUGGAUGUGCUCAGAAUAAUUUUAAAUGGAUAUUUGAAAAUAUUUAUUAUUUACAAAGUAUACUUUAUACAACUGUGAUAAAACAAAUUGUAUAAUUACAUAUUUUAUAAUUUACCAUUUUCUAGAUUUUUUUUUCUAUUUUGUAGCUUUUAAGAUCUAUUGUAUAUGGUACUCUUAUAGAGAUGAUUAUUUGUUAUAAUUUAAA